Molecule: messenger RNA, 1359 nt
Organism: Sordaria macrospora k-hell
Lineage: Eukaryota; Fungi; Ascomycota; Sordariomycetes; Sordariales; Sordariaceae
Biological process (GO): monosaccharide transmembrane transport
Cellular component (GO): membrane
Molecular function (GO): hexose transmembrane transporter activity
Source: RefSeq, a predicted model, not a curated record
AUGACCCGCCCCCAAUUUGCGACCGUCUCGGCCAUCUUCACCAUCGGCGGUCUCUUCGGCGCCUUGGUCGCCGGGCCUUUCACCUCAGCAAGAGGUCGCUGGCUCUCCAUGCAAUUGACAGCCGCGUUCUACAUCGUCGGUUCCCUAGUCGAGACUCUCUCCCACUCGGUCCCCGUGCUCUCGACCGGCCGUUUCCUCACUGGUGUCGGUGCCGGAGCCAGCACCGUCAUCGUCCCCCUCUACAUCAGCGAGAUCGCCCCCCCCGCGCAGAGAGGAUUGUUCGGUGCUUUUACCCAGAUCAGCAUCAACCUCGGUAUCUUGAUCUCGCAAACACUUGGAUAUUUCUUGAGUCACGAUUCGGCGUGGAGAUGGAUUCUGGGAUCUGGAGUGGUGGUGGCGGCCGCCCAAGGGUUCGGUCUGCUGUUGGCGCCAGAGAGCCCCAAGUGGACGGCGAGCGCUAAGGGCAAUGUCACACAGGCGAGGAGGACACUCCAGCGCAUUCGAGGCAAGAACGCUAAUAUCGACGAGGAAGUCGAGUCCUGGGGCCAUGGAAGUGGGAGACCUACUAGCGAGGAGGAAUCCCUUCUCCAGAGCGUUGAGGACCGCAUGGAGGGCCUGUUGCGGAGAGACACCUCUCGCUCUAACUCUCCAUCACCUUCCACUUCCCGUCCUCACGCCCACAAGGCCAGCAAACCCCAUCUUGGUUUUGUCCAGGUUCUGAAGGAUUCCAAUACCCGUCCCGCCAUCAUCGCCGUGGUGGGAAUCAUGUUCGCCCAACAGCUCUGUGGCAUCAACUCCAUCAUCAUGUACUCGGUCUCUCUCUUCCGGGACCUGCUCCCGCCUUCCUUUUCCUCGGGCCUCCUCACCAUCUGCAUCUCCAUCAUCAACCUAGGCACUACUACUGCCUGCUCGCCUCUGCCCGACAAGUUCGGCCGCAAGGCUUGUCUCCUGGCUUCUGCCAUUGGCCAGGGCCUGUCGUCGCUUGUCCUUGCUCUCUCCAUUAUGUUCGGCGUCAAGAUCUUGUCCGCCAUCGCGGCUCUUUUCUUCGUGGCCUUUUUCGCCGUCGGUCUAGGUCCGGUGCCGUUUAUUUUGGCCAGCGAGCUGGUAGGAGAAGAGGCGGUCGGUGCUACGCAGAGCUGGGCGUUGGGGGCGAGUUAUAUUGCUACUUUUUUGGUGGCAUUUGGGUUCCCAGUGGUGAAUGAGGCGUUGAACAGGGCUUUUGGAAGUGCUGGGUGGGUUUACUUUAUUUUUGCUGGAAUGGCGGCGAUUUGGGCCUUGUUUAUCGUGCAGGUUGUGCCAGAGACCAAGGGGAAGAAGAGCGUGGAUGAGGUAUGGGGACGUACUAGGCGUGUGGACUGA